AUGUCGGACCUGAAUGCAAAUGAGAACGAAAGGGAAGCAAACCCGAGUGCUUCCAAAGUACUACGAGCAGCUGCACAUCAAUUAAUUGAUGACCUUGUGCAGAAUCCCUCGGGUCGCCAACAUGAGCAAAAGGUGGCGUACGCCACAUUCAAGCUUACUGGGGAAGCGAAGAGGGGGUGGAUUUCUGAAAGAACUAUCAGAGAAGCAAAGGGGACAGAGAUAGUCAAUUGGCUGCAUUUCAAACAAAUCUUUCUUGAGCGCUUCUUCCCUAGCUCGUUUCGUGAGGACAAGGCUAUGGAAUUUGCCACCUUAGUGCAAGGAACAAUGACGGUACAUCAGUAUGCAGCUAGGUUUACUGAGUUAUCCCGUUUUGCUACUUAUUUGAUUCCUGAUGAGGAAAAGAAGGCGCACAAAUUUGAGCAAGGACUAAAUGAGAAACUUUAUGAGCGUGUGGUGGGUUUUCAGAUUAGGAACUUCUCAGAAAUGGUGAAUAAGGCCACAGUUUUUGAAAGAACCCUCCAAAGAAUUGCUGCAUUGCAUGAACAAAGAAAAAGGGCUACUCCUACUGGGUAUCAUUCUGGCGUGGACCAGGGAUCAUGGAAAAAGAGGAAUGAAUGUAGUAGUUCGGGUAAGAGGCUAGUUCAGGGCACCCAACAAGCAUAUCAGUGUAGAAUUUGCAAUCGAAUACAUGCCGGAGUAUGCAGGAUGGAAGCGGGACUAUGUUUCCGUUGUGGCAAACCGGGUCACUAUCUCAGGGACUACCCAUCGCAAUUAAACAGCAACAGGCCACCACCACCCAGAGCAGAAGGGACAGUGCAAGGCAACUUCCAGCGUACUACUACGCCUGCACUGGUUUUUGCUUUGACACCUGUGAAGGCUGAGGGUAGGGAGGGCUUGAUCACCGCUUCCUAUCACACCAGUAUUGAUUGUUUUAAAAAAGAAGUGGUUUUCAGACCCCCAAAAGAAAGUGAAUUUCGGUUCACAAGGUCGAAAGUGAGGUUGGUUCCACCCAUCAUUUCUGCCAUUCAAAUUGGAAAAUUGUUACGUGAUGGUCGUCAGGGAUUCUUAGGCUGUGUGGUUGAAGCACCGAAAGAAGAGUUGAAGUUGGAACAGAUACCUGUUGUGAGUGAAUAUCCAAAGGUUUUCCAAGAAGAUUUAUCUAGACUUCCACCCGAGCGAGAGGUAGAGUUUGCUAUUGAACUAGUCCCAGGCACGGGACCCCUUUCGAAAGCACCAUACCGAAUGGCGCCGUCUGAAUUGGUGGAACUCAAGGAACAGUUGCAAGAUUUGUUGGAUAAGGGUUUCAUCAGGCCCAGUGUAUCACCUUGGAGAACUCCUCUUCAGGGUGCUCAGGUAUUUUCAAAGAAGGAUCUUCAAUCGGGUUACCAUCAAUUGAAGAUCAGAGCAGAAGACGUGGCUAAGACGGCGUUCAGGACCCGAUAUGGCCAUUAUGAGUUUUUGGUCAUGCCUUUUGGUCUGACUAACGCCCCAGUAGUAUUCAUGGACUUGAUGAACAAGGUAUUCCAUGAGUUUUUGGAUAAGUUUGCGGUUGUCUUUAUUGAUAAUAUACUGAUAUAUUCCAAAAGGAAGACCGAGCAUGAAGAACAUUUGAAGUUGGUACUCAGGACACUCAGAGAUAAGCAGUUGUUUGCUAAGUUGAAGAAGUGUGAAUUUUGGCUUGAUUCAAUCACGUUUCUAGGACAUGUAGUUUCGAAAGAUGGCAUUUCAGUGGAUCGAGGAAAAGUGGAAGGAGUGGUUAUUUGGUAUGACCGGCAACUACCGGUUCUCGGAUUCCACGUCAGUUAUGGGGCCCACGAGACAACUGGAGGCGCUUUUACGGACAUCGGAACCCAAGUUCAGUUUGUGGAUGAGAUUUAA
Molecule: messenger RNA, 1878 nt
Organism: Juglans regia (Persian walnut)
Lineage: Eukaryota; Viridiplantae; Streptophyta; Magnoliopsida; Fagales; Juglandaceae
Exons: 5
Coding region: 1-1878 (625 amino acids)
Molecular function (GO): nucleic acid binding; zinc ion binding
Source: RefSeq, a predicted model, not a curated record